This is a messenger RNA of Parnassius mnemosyne (clouded apollo), 2160 nucleotides long. The record is from the annotation of a GenBank genome assembly. NCBI's taxonomy places the organism in Eukaryota, Metazoa, Arthropoda, Insecta, Lepidoptera, Papilionidae.
AUGGAAGUUAAGAAGAAAAUCCAGUCUCUUUACGAUAUCAUAGACACAAAGUUCUUUGAACAUUUCAAGUUUCAUAUCCGAGAUACGAGCUUUCGCAAAAUCAUUGAUUAUAUGCACGAACCAAAAGAUGCUGCGAGCUUGGCGAUAACCAGGAUAUUAUUCGGUAUCGCGAUGUUAUUCGACAUUCCCGACGAACGCGGAGGUGCGGCCAUGGUUGAGAGGUGGGGAAAUCCCAACACUUGCCACUUCCCUCUGCUGAGUUUCAUACGGGCGGUGCCGAUGCCUCACAUGGCGUUUGUGUUUGCUGGACUAUGGUGUGGAGCUUUAGGAAUCGCCCUGGGCUACAAGUUUCGACUGAGUUCCAUUAUGUUCACCGUUUGCUUCUGGUAUUUGUUGCUGAUAGAGAAGAGCUAUUGGAACAAUCACAGUUAUCUAUUCGGACUCAUCGGCUUGCUGCUUACCUUUACACAGGCGAACUGUUGUUGGUCCUUGGAUGCCUAUUUCGAUCGUUCUCAAGCAAAGCAAACUGUACCUUAUUGGAAUUACUUUAUUUUGAAAUAUCAGUUCUUCAUCCUCUACUUCAUGGCUGGGUUAAAGAAAGGCACUGCGGAAUGGUUGACUGGUUAUUCAGUGCUAAACCUUAGUGAGCAUUGGGUGUUCGCUCCUUUUAAAUUGUUUCUUACGGUUCCUCAAACGGAUUACUUGAUCGUCCAUUGGUUUGUGUUCGCAUUUGAUCUGACAGUAGCCAUCUGGAUGAUGUGGGCGCGCACCCGCCAUGUUGCUAUGCUCUUCUGCGCCCUCUUCCAUUUGAUGAACAGCAGACUUUUUAGGAUUGGCAUGUUCCCGUGGGUUUGUUUGGCGACAAUGCCACUAUUUUACCCUUUCGACUGGCCCAAAGUUGUGGCCUGCUACCUCAGAGAAAUGUACUAUUUAACAAAAAGAAAAUUCUGUGAAUUCACCAACUUGAUAAGAAGUGGGAAAACUGCAUGUAAAAAUACAGGUAAAGAAAACAUUAAAAAAACGGAUAAACUCGAGAAUGAAGACGUAAAGGUAAAAGCGUGUGUAAACAACGAACCAUAUAAAGAAGAUUCUUCAGAGGAUUUAGAUGACUCACCGUGUGCGGUUACAAAUGAUAAUAGCGAUCAUGCGAACGACAUCACUCAGGGGACUACCAAUACAGAAGAGGUAGAUGAUAGUAAAAAAAAAUUGACAUGUAUAUUAAUAAGUAUCUAUGUAUUGACGCAAGCAUUUCUACCAUUUUCUCAUUUUAUCACUAAGGGGUUCAAUAAUUGGACUAAUGGCCUCUAUGGAUACUCGUGGGAUAUGAUGGUGCAUACAUGGGACGUGCAUUCUGUCGUUGUAAAGGUCGUUGACAAUGAAAGAAAAUCUGAGUUUUACGUCGAUCCAUAUCAUUUCACACCCAACGAACGAUGGACCAGACACGGAGAUAUGUUCUACCAGUAUGCGCGUUGUCUAAAAGAAAAUAUGAUAAAAGAGUCUACGAGACAUAACAAAUUUUAUGACUCAAGGAAGUAUUUGUCAGAAAAUAUCUCGAUAUACGUCGACGUCUGGUGUUCUUUGAACGGUAGAUUUACACAGCGCAUGUUUGACCCAAAAGUAGAUUUGUUAACUGUUUCUUGGUCUCCCUUCGCGCCGAUUUCGUUUCUGAUGCCCCUUCUUGAUGAAGCGUUGGAUUGGAGGGGACGCUUGCUCCAGUUAAGGGAAAACAUUAAUACGUGGAAUAACUACAGCGACGUUAUAUUUAUUGCCGAUUUUCCAGGAUAUGAAUAUGAGAAGUAUAUUCCAACUGAACUCAGAAACGUAACUCUCACAGUUUUAGACGGAUUAGUUGUUUACGAGCCGGAGUUAUCACCACACCAAAUUGGAAAAUCUUAUCAACUUCGUACAGGAGAAGCAAUAAAUAUUCAAUCUGGGAUCUUUCAGAAGGUUCUCAACAUUGGCAAAAAGCCCGCUUUUUACAUGUAUACCUUUUUCAAUAGCACUGAACUUAACAAUGGAAGUGUUAAGCCACCUGUUCCAAAACUACCUAUAUGGCAGGAAUUGCGAAGGCGCCUUAACAAUAUGGCGCUUUUUGCAAAAAAUAUAAUAACAAGUUUAUUUCAGUUGUUUUUUAAUAUGUCUAAAUGUCAACAGCCUUAA